This is a messenger RNA of Vitrella brassicaformis, 1973 nucleotides long. The record is from the annotation of a GenBank genome assembly. Lineage: Eukaryota; Vitrellaceae.
GAGAGAUCUCAACCUCGAGGCGGCGUACACAGGAGUGGGCACCAGCACAAGCCUUCUGAUCGUCGCCUGACUGAAAAGGAGAGAGAUUGGAAGGAUCUGUGUUUGUUCCGUUGCGGCGCAUCUCCGACGUGGGGUGCUCUGCUCUCGUCGAGGGUGCUGCCGUCGCCUCCUCGGUGUCUGCUGUCGUCCUUCUGCUGCGAUGAGUGGUGUUAUGGAGCCGUCUGUGAGUGUGCGGUUCGCUGGCGAUGGGGAGGGCGACGCGCCGCUCGUCAUAAAGGAGGGCGUCAUACGGCAAUUUAGAUACUUGACUACGGUGAUAGCACACACGGCAGAGAUGACAGACACGCGACAUGCAUACAAUGUGUGUCGUCUGCGUGUGGGUGCAGGUGAUGGACGGCGAGUUUCAGGAGGGCCAGGAGCGUCAGGUGUGCAUCGAGAAAAUCAGCCGGCCCAUCGGUGAGGUGGUGCUGCAGCAGGAGGUGGACAUCGUCAAUUCGCUGACCAAGGACAUUUUGCUGGAUGCGUUGAUCGCUCUCGACUACCUGCACUUCAACACGGACCAGAUCUUCACGACCGGCAGCAACAAGAGCCUCCUGUGGCGCAUCCAUCGCAAGGUGAGCAAUGGGGAACAGAGAAACGAGGACGGUCAAAGAACUCUGUACGUCACUUCUUUGUUGAUGCACCUUGUCGUGUGUCAGGUUGUGAUUGAGGGAUGGCUUGCCGACCACUAGCUGGCCACAUGUCUGCUGGACAGCUUCGCCCGCUACCCAUUCAUCGCCCGAUUCGUCCACUGCCACCCCGACAUUUGCGCAGCGGUCCGUCCAUUCCUGCGCAAGAAUCCUGACGUCAUCCGUGACCAGUGGCGGCGACGCGAGAGCGGCGAGGCCGUGGAUGACGCCGUCAAGGCAGUGGUGAGUCUAGUGGCCAGCCUGGGAGACGCCAUGUCGUAUGAUCCAGUCGACGUGUCGCGUCAAGAACUGGCCCGAUUCAUGACGAAUGCGACGGGCUCAACGUCACUGUCGGCUGCACAUGGUAGGGAACAACAGAGGACUAAACAGGAAGGGGCUGCCGUCACUCACUACUUGUCUGUGGUCGGUGUGUUGUUGCGCUGUCUAUCUCAGCGGCCAUUUUCGAGUCCGACGAAUUCUCAUCUUGUUCUACGGCGACGGUGCGGCCAUUUGCCGACGAGCAGGGGGGAACUGUCGAAUGUAUAGGCUUCGCUGUCAACGUGGCGGGUCUUCCCCCUCCCUACGCCCCUCACACAGGCAGCGAUCUGCCAGCCAAUGCCAUCCGCGACGGCGAUGCGAAGCUGACGGAGGUGGCGGGCUGGCAUGUCAAGUUCGACCCACUCGGUGGAAGGCGAGCUGAGGGGGAGUCUUUCGUGUCAUGCUAUGCGCCUGAUGGCUCUCUGGAGGUGGCUCAUCCUCACGGCGAUUCCGACGCCACACGCCCCGCGAUCCGGCUGCAUGAGAGCCUGACGCUGAUGGACAUGUACGAGAUCCGCAUGGGCGAGGAGGCAUCGGCUGGCGCCUCGGUUAGGUCGUUUGGCUCAAAGCUACUGGGACAGCGCACAUGGAUUUCUGUCAACGUCCGCAUUAUUGGUGCCGAUGCGCUGGCGAAGCAGGGGCUGGUGGACAUCCGUCUCAAGGAUGUCGUGCUGCAGAUGACGGUUCGCCACUUUCCGCUGCGUGUUCUGGCUCUGCAUUAUCUGCGGAUGUGUGUCAUCGAGGGCUGCUAUGAGGAUAUCUCCCGGAUGGCCAAGUGAGUGGGCAGAUGACCACCUGCUCACAAAAAAUGCGUGUUCUUCUCUCUCUCUCUCUCUCUCUCUGUGAUCGUCUGUGUGUGUGCAGGUCGCUCAUCGUGAGGUUGCCAAGUACCUGGUCGGCGACAUGGCUCUCACGCGAUUUCACCGCCUUCCACUGAUGCUGUAUUGGGCGGCGGCCAUCGACGGCCUCUCUGGGCAAGCUGUUGAC